This is a messenger RNA of Ornithodoros turicata, 1072 nucleotides long. It is a transcript of the gene P5cr-2, whose product is annotated as pyrroline-5-carboxylate reductase 2-like. Gene Ontology annotation, biological process: L-proline biosynthetic process. The record is from RefSeq and is a predicted model, not a curated record. The coding region runs from base 64 to 858 and encodes 264 amino acids. The transcript has 6 exons. NCBI's taxonomy places the organism in Eukaryota, Metazoa, Arthropoda, Arachnida, Ixodida, Argasidae. Gene Ontology annotation, molecular function: pyrroline-5-carboxylate reductase activity.
CCAUUCACGUCGCAUGUUUUGGUUUUAGUUUCCGACUUCUGUUGUUUGCUUCCAGUGUCUACCAUGAGUAUCGGUUUCUUGGGUGCCGGGCGCAUUGCGCAGGCCCUGGCUAAGGGUUUCAUUGCAGCUGGUGUAUGUGACAGUUCUAGGAUUAUUGCGAGCUGUCCUGAAAGACACUUGCUGGAACAAAUUCAGAGUCUGGGUUGUAGGACAUCGUAUGAGAAUGGUGAUGUGUUACGGGAGGCGCAGACUGUAUUCAUCGCAGUUAAACCACCUGUGAUGCCGGAAGUGCUCGCUAGCAUAUCGUCAUUUGUACAGGAGCGUCAUCUUAUGGUGUCCUUAGCAAUGGGCGUCAGGAUCCGCGACAUGGAAUCGGCACUUCCUCAAAAAUGUCGGGUGAUCAGAGUGAUGCCCAACACCCCAUGCUUGGUACAAGAAGGUGCCUCCGUAUUUGCACGCGGUACUUCCGCUACCGCUGAAGAUGGCCAGCUGGUUCGUAGUCUCCUCAGCAGCGUCGGAAUCUGUGAAGAGGCAGAAGAUGAAGAAAUGUUAGAUGCUGUUACCGGUCUAAGUGGUAGUGGACCAGGAUAUGUGUUCAUGAUGAUUGAAGCAUUAGCGGAUGGAGCCGUUCAGCAGGGAAUGCCCAGAGAUAUGUCGUACCGGCUAGCAGCUCAAACAUUACUGGGUGCCGCAAAGAUGGUACUGGAGACAAAGCGUCACCCGGGUUCUCUGAAGGAUGACGUCUGCUCCCCUGGUGGUUCAACUAUUGAAGGAGUUUAUCAACUGGAGAAGUUAGGACUCAGGGCUGCUCUCAUAGAGGCAGUUGCAGCGGGUACAGCAAAAUCUCGCUCAAAGUAAUACUUGAAAUGCUGUCAAUUUAUACUACAUGUUGCUCAAUUUGCUGCAAGAAUGAUUCCCUUUUUGGAAGAAAAAUAUCGAGGCCCAACUCUACAUCGCUUAUGGAGGUGGGUUUCACUGCUAGAUCAAGAAAGGCCUAUAUAUGAGGGUGAUCACAGUAUCUGAGUUACAAUUGCAGAUAUCCCAUUAUAAAGUACACCCAUAUAUUGUCAGA